Molecule: messenger RNA, 3016 nt
Organism: Oreochromis niloticus (Nile tilapia)
Lineage: Eukaryota; Metazoa; Chordata; Actinopteri; Cichliformes; Cichlidae
Gene: klhl30
Product: kelch-like family member 30
Exons: 8
Coding region: 961-2754 (597 amino acids)
Molecular function (GO): protein binding
Source: RefSeq, a predicted model, not a curated record
CUUAAACAAACAACAUUUGUUUCUUCCAAUUGGGUGACGUGUAAACACAAGGUUUGACCACCAGGUGGGUGGAUCUAUGCUCACAGUCAGAUUUGCGGGGCUUAAAGUCUAUCUGCUAUUUUCUCAGAUGCCACUGUUUUUACCGGUUAUGCACAAGUUGUCCCAGGUGAGACGGAAUCUGCCACACCAAUAACGGACACAUUUUAGAGACCUACAAAGUACACAAUAGGACAUGGUUGUGGCAGCAUUAGUCUGAUGUUUGUCAGGAAUGAGACCCUUUUUCAAUGAUUUAAUUCAUGUUUUGCUUUUUAAUUGUUUUUUUUUUACUUCUGGUUUUGUAGCCUGGUUACAUUUAGGCACAAAUAUGACUUCAUAGGACACUUUCUGUGUAAAUGAGGGCCAUCAUUGACUUUGAUAAAACAGGAUUAGCUGACCCCUUGAAAAUAAAAAUGUGCUAGAUGACCGUAUCAAAGAUAUCUGCUCUCACUGACAUCAUACAGAGCCACAGUAAGAGUAGAAAAAAAAUAAUUAAAAUGCACACACUUAAACUCCUGAACAAAGAACAGUUGUGGCCGCAUUAUUGUUACUCUGUUGUCAGCUGUCACAUUUCCAAUUGUUGGUCCUCUUUUGCUGCUCCCAGGCCUGUUAGGAAAAUCCAAAAUAUGUGCCUUUAACAGCAGCUGCAGGUCCCAUACAUGUUGUUUGGAAUCUGACUUCAGCACAGCGUCACUGUCAGCCCUAAAAAUAACUAAGACGACAGCAGGCAGUCCCCCUCCAGUGACUUAGCAAAAGCUUUUUGCCAUGCUACACGCUCCAUAUUGAUCUAAAAAGCCGCUGCAAUCCCCAUUUUUACUAGGAGGAUGAAACUUUUUUUCUGUUCCAGCUUAUGUGGUAAUUGCUAAUGUCAGUUGUUUAUUGCACCAGCUGAAAGAAGAUCUGAGCUCCAUUUUGAAGUUGAUAAUGGUGCGUAAUGUGGAUGACCUGGACUUCUGCCUGUCCUCCCAUCCUCAGAGCAUGCUUGAGGGCUUGCGUUCACUCUGUUCUCACCCCAAACUUGUGGAUGUGACUCUGAGCGCGGGAGGGCGAGAUUUCCCCUGUCACCGUGGCGUACUGGCGCUCUGUAGCAUGUACUUUCGCUGCAUGUUCUCAGGGGACUUUGUAGAGAGCAUUGCAGCACGUGUGGAGCUUCAUGAUGUGGAUCCUGAGAUCCUUAGCUGCUUGCUUGACUUUGCCUACACAGGCAAACUGACUAUCAACCAGAAAAAUGUGGAGGGGUUGAUCUGUACCUCCAGCAAGCUCCAGUUCCAGACAGUGCGAGCCGUGUGCAGCCGAUACCUCCAGCAUCAGAUUGAUGAGACAAACUGCCUGGGAAUCCUGGAGUUUGGGGACAUUCAUGGCUGUCCUGAGGUGGUUGCCAAAGCAUGGGCCUUCCUCCUGGAGAACUUUGAGGCUGUACAACAGGGUGAGGAGUUUCUGUUGCUGGGAAAAGAUAGGCUGAUAUCAUGCCUGUCUGAUGAAAGACUACAAAUCCGGUCAGAGUGCGCUCGUGUGGAGGCCAUCCUGAAAUGGGUUAGGCACCACAGGGAGUCUCGACUGUGCCAUCUCCCUGAGCUCCUUACCUUGUCCCGUCUCUCUCUGCUCAGCCUGGACUACCUGGCUGACACCCUGCUGAAGGACAGUCUGCUGCAGGCCUCUCCCAGCUGUACAGAGGCUGUGGAAAAGAUUUACAGAGAGAAAAUGGAUUUAGCACCUGAACAUGUGGACAGACUCAACUCCCAGAGCCCACAACCAAACCUAGAAGAAGUUCUCCUUGUCAUGGGAGGUCAUUCAAUGGAUGACUCGGAUGAUGAGGAUGACUCUGAUGAAGACGAGGACAGAGACCCAAGACUGGAAAGACUGCAGCCCAGAAACUGUGCCUUCUACAACACAAAGACCAAACGGUGGCAUGAGCUCCCUAAUUUCCCAAAUCCCAACAAGUGGGGUUACUCUAUGGUCUCUUUGAACAAUGAUGUGUAUGUGUCAGGGGGCUCGCGAGGUUCAAAUACCAAUACCUGGUCGACCACAGAGACCUGGAAGUACAUCACAAGAGAGGGGAGAUGGGUUACUGUGGCACCUAUGCUCCGACCUCGGACUAACCACACAUCAGCAACGCUCAACGGGGAGAUUUAUGUCAUCGGAGGCACAACGUCAGACCGAGUUGAGGUUGAGCACUACGACCCUUAUAACAACACCUGGGCUAUGACUUGCCCUGCCUUAAAGUAUGUGACAAACUUCACCGCCACAGCUUGUCAGGGGAAGCUCUAUGUAAUCGGGUCAUGUGCAGUGAAAUACAAUGCACUGACCAUGCAGUGCUACAACCCUGUCAUAGAUAGCUGGAUCAGCAUAUGUUCACCCUUUAUCCCAAAGUAUUUGUCCUCUCCUCGUUCUGUCUGUGUGGAUGGAAUUAUAUACCUGGUUGCUGACAACACUAAAAAAGUCUAUGCUUAUGAUCCAGAGGCAAAUAUAUGGCAGAAGGUCCAGCUUCUACACAUGCUCCACGAGAAUGGCGGCCUUGUAUCACUUGAUGGGAAGCUCUUUGUUACCGGAGGCCAUUGGAAAGGUAUGGAGGGGGACUAUGGGGUGGAAGUGGAGGUUUACAACCGAGCGUCCAACAUCUGGGAAGUGGAGUCCUCCCUGCCAAGACUUUGGUUCUACAGUGGAGUCUGCACCAUCUUCUUAGACCCAAACCAGUGGCCUGAACUUGAGUCAACAUAAAGUCCUCCUCAAGGCCAAAGAGUUAAUAGAGAUGUGUUCCUCUCAUACAAAUGCCUACGCUGCAAAAGGAAUGCUUAUCCCUGGAUGUCAUUGUGCCUGAGAAUAGCACGUUACAUGACCCUCAGGUAUUCUUGGAUGUUUUUUAGGACUGUGCUCUACUGCUCAGCAGGUGUUUAUUUAUACUUUGUAUCAUGUGUUUGAGACCUGAAUUUCUUUGUGUUACUGUAUGGUGCUCAUGAAUCAUUAAAUGUUUGCAGAACUA